AUCCCAAGAAACAGUUCCGGUCCUUUUCGCCCAUAGAAAGCAGGCUCAAUCUGUAUUGUGCUUUCCAGCCUGGAUCGCAGAUCCACCAAACUCAUCUCCAUCCCCACCUUCCUUUUUUAUCCAUCAACAUCAACAUACAGCGCACCUCACCUCGAACAACGCACAAUCAAAAAGCAACACCUGGCUUGAUUGAGCAGCGACCGACAAGAGCAGAAUUGAACUCAAAAAUGACCCAACCGCCGGUCAUCACACUCGACGGCCGCACAGGCGAAGGAGGCGGGCAGCUGGUGCGCAUAGCUUGUGCCCUGGCGGCAGUCGCUACCCAACCUGUGCGCAUCACCCACGUGAGAGGCAAGCGAGGGGGGCAAAGGGGAGGAGGCCUCAAAUCGCAGCAUGUCACGGCGAUUGAGUACUUGAAAAAGGCGACUGGGGCCCAUGUGGAGGGCCUUUUCGUUGGCAGCGACACGCUUCUCUUCAGCCCACAAUCGCCCCCGACAUCCCUCACAUCCCGCAACAUCAAGAUCACGGCCGACUCCCCGGCAGCCUCUACGCUGUUGAUCUUCCAGGCCGUGUUCCCCUUCCUGCUGUUCGCGGGCAACGACAAGGGCGAGCCGAUCAGGCUCGAGAUCUCGGGUGGGACCAACGUGUCCUUCUCGCUCUCGUACGAGUACCUGGACGAGGUGCUGCUGCCGACGCUGGAGGACGCCUUCGGCAUCGUCGUCGAGCGGAAGCUGCUCGCGCGCGGGUGGAGCUCGGGCAAGCAGCAGCGUGGCGCCGUCAAGUUCGUCUUCACGCCGCUGAAGCCCGGGGAGACGUUGAAGUUCCAGGGGGACGCGGCGGCGUACGGCGGCGGCGGGUCGCAGCCGACCGUGAGGGACGUCACGGCGAUUGACGUCUCGAUAAUUGUCCCCGCGCAGCUGCACGAGGAGCUGGCGGAGGAACUGGAGGAUGCGUUGCUGGGAAUGUUCGACAACGCCGAGGUCAACUUCAAGAAGAUCGAGGACAGCGGCGCCGACUCGAGAAUAUACGUCUUCGCGGUCGCCAGGGCGGGGAAGUUGCGCUGGGGCAGAGACUGGCUCGGGGCGUCGCAGAAUGCCAAGUCCAAGAACAGCAACCGGAGCAAGGCCGGAUUGUCAAAGACCAUCUCGCGGCAGUUGGCUAACGACCUGUACGAAGAGGUCACUGCGGGGGUAGUUGACGAGUACUUGCAGGACCAGCUGGUGGUCUUCCAGGCGCUCGCCGAGGGCCGGACAUCGUUUCCGCGGGGCGAGGAUAGGAACCGCCUGGAGCGGGCGAUGGAGAGGCUGCAGCUCGACGACGAGGAGGACCUGCGCAAGGAGAAGACGGACGGCCCGAUCGGGGAGGGGAGCGACCACACCACAACGGUGCGGUGGGUGGCGUCGCAGCUGCUGCCGAGCGUGGCGUGGUACGAUAGAGGCAUCGUUUGCGAAGGCGCCGGUAUUAAGCAAUGAAGCCGAAUGACCGGAGGGAUCCGCGUUGCGGUGCGUUAUCACGGGCGGCGGUAGCGUUGGCAUCUGGGCAGAGGCGGGAGCCGCACAGCGGCGGUCCAGCGGAUCUUGCGGAGCGUUAGUAGAAGAGCAUAGCGGUAGCGUCUGAGUGAAAAUAGACCAUGCUCAAAAGGAAGAUGCGCAAUGUGAUGCCCAUACUGACUGACAGCUUGGGAGACUGACUGGGAACGCAACACCCUCGGCGACGCACGCAC
This is a messenger RNA of Thermothielavioides terrestris NRRL 8126, 1723 nucleotides long. RefSeq lists its product as uncharacterized. Bases 228 to 1472 code for a protein of 414 amino acids. The record is from RefSeq and is a predicted model, not a curated record. Gene Ontology annotation, molecular function: RNA-3'-phosphate cyclase activity. Gene Ontology annotation, biological process: RNA processing. Lineage: Eukaryota; Fungi; Ascomycota; Sordariomycetes; Sordariales; Chaetomiaceae. The transcript has 4 exons. Gene Ontology annotation, cellular component: nucleus.